CUCAAGUCGUUGGAGCAGGGCUUGAACCUGCAACCUUAUGACUUAAAGACAAGUGUGUUAUCACUGAACAACAGCUGAACGCUGCCACUGAUAGAGGGAGGUCAGGCAGAUAGACUGAAGGGCAUGGGAGGUGGCUUGAUGCUGAAGGAAGUUGCAAAUAUAGGUUCUGGCAAAACCAAUGUACACCGUGUAGUAACAGAAAUAGUAGUAGGCCAUUUCGUCCCUUGAGCCUGGCCUAUACACCAUUUACCUGCCUUAGUUCCAUAUCCCUUGACACCCCUACCAAGCAAAAAUAUAUGGAUCUAGGCAGCCACGAAGAUUUUGAACAGAAUAUGUUUGGGGUCGGGCAGUCAAAGAAAAAGCUGUAUGUUAUUGAUAAUAUUGCAGUGGUUGCUUCCUGAGAUGCACUGCAGCUUUAAGGUUCUUCCCAGGGCAGCACCGUAUAUGAAAGGCAAGAUGAAGGGUUGAGGGUGAGACUGCGACUGCGCGCUACACAUUCAACGGGUGAACACAGUAUUAUAGGAAUCCCACGGCACACAAAACCGCGGAUACAGCCGGAAUCUGGUACCACCGUUGAUGUGGGCACAGAGGAAGUGGGGCAUUGCAAGAUGAGCUGCAACCAUUAGGAAGUAACUUUCUCCUUUUUAGUUUUUUUUUGCAACAUUAGCUUUUUACACUGCACAAGGCAAGAGUGAUGGUGGUUAUUUCAGGACACAAGGGAAGCGAACAGUCGGAUGAUACAAUGUCGGGCUCCGAUUCAAAAGACGGUGUUAGGAAGCCAGCUGCCAACCGACCUGCAAAUACACUGACUGUGCAAGAGGUGAGGACGAUGCAGCAUUGUAGAAGCAGCUGAUUUAGCGGCGCUUGUGCGGACUCAACUAAUCCGCAUUCUUUUAGUGCUGAGGGGUUUCCAGUGAAAUGCAUCCCUCCGCAAUAAUACGUCUUCGUCCAGGAUGGAUCAGGCUCCACAGGUAGAAAACGUUUCACAUAAACAGCAACCACCUCCGUGUUGUUGUUGAGAUAAAACCCGCCCCUUACUGGCCCAGUUAUCUCUUCGUUCUUCUGUGUGAAAACAGUUGGGCGAUGUUGCUUCACCAUUGGAUGUGCCGCCUCCCUCCACGUCAGUCUAGAUUCUCAUUGACAUCAGCUCAGUUUCCAGAGGUAGUUCCGCUGAAUGUAGGAGGCAUGUAUUUUACCACAAGACUGUCCACUUUGAGACGCUAUGAAGACACUAUGCUAGCAGCAAUGUUCAGUGGCCGACAUCGUAUUCCUACAGAUUCUGAGGGGCGAUUCUUUAUAGACAGAGAUGGGACCUUCUUUGGAGACAUUCUCAAUUUUUUAAGGAGUGAUGACCUACCACCUCGUGAGCGAGUAAGAACAGUUUACAAAGAAGCACAGUAUUAUUCUAUUGGACCACUUCUUGAGUGUCUGGAUGAAUUACAGCCCUUAGCCAGUGAAAAAGUCAGGAAGGCAUUUUUGGACUUACUGCCAUAUUACAAAGAGAAUUUGGAAAGGAUAAUUGAUAUUGCAAAACAAAGAGCAAUUCAACGAAAGGCAAGAUUUGCAAAGUUGAAAAUUUGUGUUUACAAGGAGGAGAUGCCAGUUACACCAUAUGAACGCCCUCUGUACAACUCACUACGCUUUGACAGAAGUGAGAAUGAUACAAAGCUCUUUGAACAUCACUGUGAAGUUGAUGUGUCGUUUGGCCCUUGGGAAGCCAUUGCAGAUGUAUAUGACCUUCUUCACUGCAUUGUGACAGACUUAGCAGCCAGAGGAAUUACAGUGGAUCACCAAUGCAUAGGUGUUUGUGAUAAGCACCUCAUAAACUAUUACUACUGCAAACGCCCAAUUUAUGAAUUCAAGAUUACCUGGUGGCUGCAGAGCCUGGUCAUAAUAAUACAUGGUGGCAGCGGUCUGCAAGCUGUUUACUGAAGAUCCCUGUCGAUA
Molecule: messenger RNA, 1947 nt
Organism: Carcharodon carcharias (great white shark)
Lineage: Eukaryota; Metazoa; Chordata; Chondrichthyes; Lamniformes; Lamnidae
Gene: kctd7
Product: potassium channel tetramerization domain containing 7
Exons: 5
Coding region: 1084-1932 (282 amino acids)
Biological process (GO): protein homooligomerization
Molecular function (GO): protein binding
Source: RefSeq, a predicted model, not a curated record